AUGUUAAAUGACUUGAGCAAUAAAAAAUUAAAAGAAGAGUUCAAAAAGUAUCAGAAAUACUAUGUAGACCUCCUAAUUUCAGAAAAACAGAAACAUUUUGAAAGUGUCAUUCAGAACUCAAAUAAUAUCUCCAAAACAUCAUGGUCACUAGUAAAUAGAGAAAUAUGUAAAUCUGGGAAACAUACAACUGAAAAUCACUUGCUGAUAAAUGGCACAAUAGAAACUGAUCAGAAUAAGAUAGCAGAUCUAUUUAACAAUUACUUUGCUUCUGUUGGCUCCAGCAUACACAAUCAGCUUAAAAAUCAUAAAUACAAAUUCAGAGGAACACCAGUGUCAGGAAGUAUAUUUUUGACGCCAACAAGUAAAGAAGAAAUAAUUAAAAUAGUGGGUAGCUUAAACAAUUCCCAUGCAGCAGGAUAUGAUGGUCUUAGUCAGGACACUCUUAAGAAAUGUAUACAUAAAAUUGCAUCACCUUUAUCAACAGUUAUCAAUUCUCAUAUGGAAGAUGGUCUAUUUCCAGAUGAGUUGAAAAUUGCCCAAAAAGUAAUAUACAUAAGAAUCUGGAACUUCCUGGUAUGCAAAAAAGUGAUUUCUAAGGGGCAGUAUGGGUUUGUCAAGGGGUCAUCCACCAUUAAAGCAGCAUCCAACUUAAUUGAAGGUGUCACUCAAGCAAUAGAUAAUAAAGAACAUGUAUGUGUCAUCUUUGUAGACUUACAAAAAGCAUUUGACUAUGUUGAUACGACCAUAUUGCUGGACAAACUGUGA
This is a messenger RNA of Schistocerca piceifrons (Central American locust), 765 nucleotides long. RefSeq lists its product as uncharacterized. The transcript has 2 exons. Bases 1 to 765 code for a protein of 254 amino acids. The record is from RefSeq and is a predicted model, not a curated record. Lineage: Eukaryota; Metazoa; Arthropoda; Insecta; Orthoptera; Acrididae.